UCUGCGCAGACACCGAUGCCGGUGCCAGAGCCCAUGCCCGAAAGCCCGUACCGGCCCAACUACAAGCCGACACUCAUGCUGAGCGGACACUCGCGCUCCAUCGCGUCGAUCAAGUUCAGCCCGGACGGGAAGAUGCUCGCGUCCUGUGCUGCGGAUAAACUCAUCAAGCUCUGGGACGCGGACACGGGCGACAUCAUCCACACGUUUGAGGGCCACACCGAAGGCGUGUCGGACAUAGCCUGGGCGGGCAAUGGGGACUUCCUCGCGUCGGCUUCGGACGACAAGACCGUACGGCUAUGGAGCAUGGAAUCAUUUGAGUCGGUGCGAAUAUUGCAAGGUCACACGAACUUCGUGUUUUGUGUAAAUUUCAGCCCGUCGUCGUCCAUGCUCGCGUCGGGCGGGUUUGACGAGUCGGUCAGAGUAUGGGACGUCGCGCGAGGCAAGACACUGAAGACGCUACCUGCGCAUUCCGACCCAGUCACCGCGGUCGCUUUCAACCACGAUGGAACCCUCAUUGGGUCCUGCGCUAUGGACGGGUUAAUUCGAAUAUGGGACACCGAAUCCGGGCAAUGUCUAAAGACCCUCGCAGAUGACGACAAUCCCAUCUGCUCACAUAUUAAAUUCACGCCGAAUUCGAGGUUCAUCCUUGCAAGCACGCAGGAUUCCACCAUCCGGCUGUGGAACACGCAAACCUCGAAAUGUGUGAAGACGUACGCAGGACACACAAAUCGGACAUUCUGCAUAUUCGCGGACUUCGCCCCAGGACGGAAGCAUAUCGUGAGCGGAAGCGAAGACAUGAAGGUGUACUUUUGGGACUUGCAAACACGGGAGAUAGUUCAAGUCCUGGACGGGCAUCGAGAUGUUGUCAUUGCCGUUGCUUCGCACCCUACUCGGCGUCUCAUAGCCUCUGCCGCUAUGGAAAAGGACCUGACCAUUCGAUUAUGGGCUGACGAACCGACCGAUGGCGUAUAGCCUAUCGCGCCCGCAUUGUGGGCUUCUAUGCGCUGUUCUAGCGAGGUCUGGCGCAGUGUUCUACCAUACCGGCGGGUAAACUUGGCUCUGUCGAAGCCGGCCUAAUUUGGGGACGCUACUGUUCCCGAAGCCGCUAGCCCCGAAGACACAGC
This is a messenger RNA of Trametes versicolor FP-101664 SS1, 1124 nucleotides long. Its product is annotated as WD40 repeat-like protein. The record is from RefSeq and is a predicted model, not a curated record. Gene Ontology annotation, molecular function: protein binding. The coding region runs from base 16 to 972 and encodes 318 amino acids. The transcript has 9 exons. Lineage: Eukaryota; Fungi; Basidiomycota; Agaricomycetes; Polyporales; Polyporaceae.